This is a messenger RNA of Oryza brachyantha (malo sina), 1776 nucleotides long. Its product is annotated as serine/arginine repetitive matrix protein 1-like. The record is from RefSeq and is a predicted model, not a curated record. Bases 1 to 1401 code for a protein of 466 amino acids. The transcript is spliced from 3 exons. Gene Ontology annotation, biological process: regulation of DNA-templated transcription. Lineage: Eukaryota; Viridiplantae; Streptophyta; Magnoliopsida; Poales; Poaceae. Gene Ontology annotation, molecular function: RNA binding; transcription coregulator activity. Gene Ontology annotation, cellular component: nucleus.
AUGCGGCCGCGCGGCGGAGACGGCUCCGACUCCGACGGCGGCGGCGCGCGCUCCGGCUCCUCCCCUCGCCCGCGCCGCCCGGACCCGUCGUCUGCGCCGGCGCCACGGAGGUCACCGCCGCGGCCCCUCCUCAGCAGCCUCGUGGUCAAGCCGCGGCGGCGGCCGGAGGAGGAGCAAGGCGCCGUUGACCGGCUGGAGCGCCGGCGCGAUCCCCCUCCCGCCGGAAGGCGGCGGGAGCCCUCGCCUCCAGGAUUCAUGCGGCACCGGGAGUCGCGCCGCCAGACGCCGCCGCCGCUCUCGGCGCCAAGGCGGCGCCGCGGCAGCGCGUCCCCUCCUCCACCUCGCCGCCGGGGGAGCCCCCUGGGGUUUCGUCCUAGGCCACAAGGAUAUCACGUGCAUUCAGGUUCCAUGAUACCUCCACAUGGUCAUGGAGUAGAAAGCAGCAAAUUCAAUGAUGCAAUCAGUUCACGUUAUGCAUCUGAGCUGGUAAGUAAAGGAGGUGAAAGGAUCCAAUAUGUUUCUCCUCCCAAUGGAAGAGGAAGACUGCACAAGAGGGAUGUUGGUGCUCCUGGAAAAGACUUCAUCUUCAUUAACGGAGAAUAUGUGCACAGGAAUGACCCAAACUUGUCUCCAAGAGAAGGUGACUGGAUAUGUCAGAAUCCCAUUUGUGGAAAUCUUAAUUUUGCCCGGCGAUCACACUGUAAUAGCUGCAACAAGGAACGGUAUGCACCUGGCAUAUACAAGUCCAACUACAGUCCUGACAGACGCCAGUUCAACUCUCCACCUCAAGGGCCAGUGAGCAGGAUUGUUGGUCCGCCAAGUGGUCGUGAUCUGCCAAGGGAGAAACAGAGGUACAGAUCACCACCACGUGGUUGGGGUAUGGUCCAACCCGAUGAUCACAGGGACUAUCCUACUAGGUUAUCCCCAGAUCAUCCAGGACAAAUGGCAGGCCCUACGCACAGGGACAGGAUCAACUUCCAGGAUGAUCUUCAACACCGACAGCAUAGGAAGUUUGAUUGGGGUGUCUAUAAUCAUCGGGAGCAUCCACGCGAUGGACUAUAUCUUGACCGAAGAGAACCUCGGUUGGGGUCUCCCAGGGGUAGCUGGGGACAAGGUGUAAGGGAUAGAAGUCGUUCACCCAUGCGUAACAAGCCCAUGAACAGGGGACUAGACUUACGGGAGAGAAGUCAAUCACCAUUCCGAGACAGGGCCUUGAACAAAGCCUCCAUUGGUAGAGGUGAACCUGACCGAGACUAUGAUCGUCCAUUUGACACCCAUGGGCGACCUCAUAAUUUGGGCCAUAGCCGUGGCCGUGGUUACAGGCAGGAGGAUGAUCGGUUUCCUAUUCACAAUCAAGGUGACAAGCACAUUCUUUCCCAUCAUCGGAAUGGGAUCCACUGAAAUGUGAUAACCUUUCAGCUGGAUACAGAUUCUUCGUGUUGAUAGGCUAUCUGGGAAAGCAAAAUUUAAUAAAAAUUGUCUUGGUGCUUGAGGGUACCUGCAGCUUUGUAAUGUUGGAUUGUUUGUACUGUGUAGUCCCUUCCUGGGUUGUUUCAGUGGAACUUCUACCUUUUAGAUGUCUUCAUGAACUGAAUUUAAAGGGCAAUGCGAGGAAUGAUUGUUGGAGUGGUUUAAGACGGACGCAAACAUAAUGUGAUGUGUCUGUUCCUAUAUUGUGUGAAAUCAUAAGGUGCUAACUUUGUGUACUGCAGCCUUAUUGUACAUAAACUGCUCCAGGUUUCAUCAGUCAGGUAAAAGCAACUAUGUUGUAUGAUC